AUGUAUAUAAACGCGGGUCUUUAGAUUUAUCGGAAUGGCGCCUUAUAGGAGGAGUAAGAAACCGCCACCAGAAGGUUGGGAGUUGAUCGAACCAACAAUCGAGGAAUUGAACAGGAAGAUGCGCGAGGCUGAAACUGACCCUCAUGAGGGGAAACGUAAAGUUGAGGCUGAAUGGCCAAUAUUUCGCAUCCAUCAUAAGAGGUCUCGGUUCAUAUAUGACUUGUAUUAUAAACGAAAAGCUAUUUCUAAAGAGCUGUAUGAAUUCUGCAUCAAAGAGAAGAUAGCCGAUGCAAAUCUGAUCGCCAAAUGGAAAAAGCAAGGAUACGAAAACUUAUGUUGUUUAAGGUGCAUCCAAUCGAGAGAUACAAAUUUUGGAACUAAUUGCGUAUGUCGAGUACCAAAGUCAAAGUUAGAAGAAGUAGUGCAAUGUGAGGAUUCCGUUGGAAUGGAUGCAUCCAAAUCAGUCUGGUUAUUUUGGGUCUUCAAUAUCUAGCAGUACAUAAAUGAACAAUAUUUAAGUUCUUCGUUCAAUAUUUCAGUGCUGUUUAUUGAAUUAAGAUGAUAUCGCUCCUCAAAUUUUGAGUAUGAGUGCAUAAUUAUUUCUGGUAAUACAGUAAUCAAUUAUUCACCUAAUGUGUUCGUUGGAUGUACAAUGAGACUUUUGUGUUCGUAAUUUUAUUCUAUUCAGGUACUGAGUUGAUAGAAGUAAAAAUCAUACUCAAUUUUAUGUUUGCUCAACUUAAUAUUGAUAGUUGUUUGUUAGGAGUUUUACGAAUAUAAAACGGCUCAUUGCAUACAAUGAUCUCAUUUCAAGAAAAUCCUCCUCCUAGCUAACAUACAGUUGGAGAAAAACUUACUUGUCUUUGCAACUUUUGAAAAUUUAAGCUGAUAUUUUUACCAAUUUGUUUUAAAUCUCCAGUAUCACUCAUUGUCAUAGUCUUU
Schistosoma bovis is the source of this 942-nucleotide messenger RNA. The record is from the annotation of a GenBank genome assembly. Lineage: Eukaryota; Metazoa; Platyhelminthes; Trematoda; Strigeidida; Schistosomatidae.